AUGAAUGCGAGGUCAUACAGUAUGAGCCAUCGGACAACAGAUAUUCCUCAUGGACCUAGGAUGAGCAGUGGACAGCAGAUCCCAUCUAUCAGAGUUCAUGCAGAAACGCCCUGCCUGUCUUCAAGUAGCAGCACGCCAAGCCCAGCUAUUGGAAACUUGUCUGCCAGCCCACACUUAAAGAUGCCCCUUGGAGGAGGGGUAGCUCCUCAGAGCAACAUCAUUGACAGUACUCUUCACCUUCCUGCUCUCAGUCCCAGGAAACCAGUGGUUACAAAUGGGAAGCCUUUAUUACAAGUCCCACAGCCCCCAGGACUGCCAGCCCCACAGUCUUUAAAGCCAAAACCGCAAGAAUUUGGAAAUAGUUUCUCCCCAUGCACAGGUGAAGGAGGUCUUGAUUAUGGACCCCAGUGCAAGUCCAUUGGAAAAGGCAGCUGCGACAAUGUAAUAGUCACCAGCAGUCCCGUGACAGUUCAACAGCUGGGACCUCUUUCACCUCCUGCUAAUCGGGUUUCAACAGCAUGCAACCAGAUCAGCCCUAGAUUACAGAGGUCUAUGGAUGUUUCCAGCCUGAGCGUUUCUCCAUCAGAUACAAGGUCACUCUUGUCACGUGAGUCUCUGGCCUCUACAACGAUAAGCUUGUCAGAAAGUCAGUCCACUCUGAGUGUUAAGCAAGAGUGGUCGCACGGGUACAGAACAUUUUCUUCUGUUCCUCCUGACCAAGGUUUACAAAAUGGCAGCGAGCUGGGGAACUUACUAAAUUUUUCACCUGGAACAUCUGUGUUAAGUAACUGUGUCUCUAACUUGUUGCCGUCCCACUUACAUGGCAUGGAAAAUAAACAUUCCCCUCACUCUAGUCCUCACCAUUCCUCAGCCCGGUCUCAAUCAGCCCGCUCCAAAAAGAGAGCACUCUCUCUAUCUCCUCUCUCUGACGGCAUUGGGAUUGACUUCAAUACAAUCAUCCGUACAUCCCCAACCUCUCUGGUGGCCUACAUCAACAGCUCCAGGACAUCACCAACAAACGUCUCCCCACAGCCUGAGGUCUAUGGACAUUUUCUAGGAGUGAGAGGAAGCUGUAUACCCCAAAAUUGCUCUAUUCCAGCUUCCCAGAAAGGCCUUCUCAUGGCUAAUGGCAACGUCACCUUCCCAGGGUGUGUGGAGAAUGGGGCUGGUGAAUAUCAGCGGAUGCAGCAGCGUGAGCAAGCCAGCUUGCAGAUGGCCGCCACAAGUAACAUGGUGAUCCAGCAAGGCAUGCUGCCUGCAGAUAACCAGGCAGUGAGCCUCCUAAAAAAUGAACGUCUGGAUGACUUCUCAGGCCGUAUGGUCAACAUGCCUCCUCCAUCCCUGCUGUCGCCACCUCCUCCACAAGGGCCACCCCCACCAUACCAUGCUCACCAGCACCGGCAUCCACACAGCCUCCCCAGUCACAUUCAUCCUCUGCCUGUGCCUCCUGUCCCAAGGUCCCUGCUUGAUGAAGAUGGUGAGCUAGAUGAUUUCAAUGGCAAGCACGGCUGUCGCUGGGUUGACUGCAGUGCGCUGUAUGACCAGCAAGAGGAACUUGUGCGGCACAUAGAGAAGAUCCAUAUAGACCAGAGGAAAGGAGAGGACUUCACUUGCUUCUGGGCAGGGUGCCCAAGAAGGUACAAGCCAUUUAAUGCCCGUUAUAAACUGCUGAUUCACAUGAGAGUCCACUCAGGAGAGAAGCCAAACAAAUGCACAUUUGAGGGUUGCAAGAAAGCUUUUUCCAGACUAGAAAAUCUCAAGAUUCACUUAAGGAGCCAUACGGGUGAAAAGCCGUAUCUUUGUCAGCACCCUGGCUGCCAGAAAGCAUUCAGCAACUCCAGCGACCGUGCCAAGCACCAGAGGACACACUUGGACACUAAACCUUACGCAUGUCAGAUUCCAGGAUGCACCAAACGAUACACAGAUCCAAGUUCCCUAAGAAAGCAUGUGAAAGCCCAUUCUUCCAGAGAUCAACAAGUCAGGAAAAAGUUGCGAUCGAGUUCAGAGCUUGGCCAGGACAUCCUGAAUGACUGCCUUGCAAUCCAGCCCCUCCAGCCAGCCCUGUCACCACAUGAUGCUGCAGAUAAUACCGUGGGACACUCUCCAGGGCCUGCUCACGAUAUUUACCCAGCACCAUUUUUUAAUAGUAACUUUUCCACUGGGCAGCAGCUGCCAGCUGGGGCAGUGUCCUUGUCCCACUCCAGCAGCCACCCCUCUCUUGGAUGUGACCUACAGAGUAGUCCUCUCCAUCCUUCCCCUCAGUUACCUCUUCUCUCAGCUGCGGACUCAGAGAGAUUUGUUGCUCCGGCUUCUCCUAACCACAUGAGCCCCCACAGAAUUUCAGUUCCACACCACAUGAUGCAGAGACGGACUCCACAGCCUCCCCACCUUCAACAGCCUACAGGAAUGCCUCUAAAGACAUACCAGCAAGGAGGAAACCCUUCUGUUCAACCAAAUAGCCUCUACAUCCAAGGUUUUUAUGGGCAGCUUCAGACUUUCUGCCCUCCACACUGUACUGACACUCAGAAGAAUGUACAACAUGGUGUUUCUUGCAAUACGGUUCCUCCUUUUGAAGACUGCUUAGUUCCGACAUCUGUGGGCCAGGCAGGGCUUGGAAUUUUCCAUCGAACUUUUUCGGCUCAUUCUGGUAUUACAGUUUAUGACUUUCCAGCAGGGUCCACAGGUAUCUUUGGUGAUUCAGCUCGCAGCAUGUCAGAGGAUAGCAGUUUCCUACAAGUAAAUGCAGUGGAUCGUUGUUCUAGCCAGCUUUCUUCUGUUUACACUGAAGGAUAA
Messenger RNA from Opisthocomus hoazin, 2793 nucleotides. The record is from RefSeq and is a predicted model, not a curated record. NCBI's taxonomy places the organism in Eukaryota, Metazoa, Chordata, Aves, Opisthocomiformes, Opisthocomidae.